This is a messenger RNA of Saccoglossus kowalevskii, 2561 nucleotides long. RefSeq names its product solute carrier family 12 member 2-like. Gene Ontology annotation, molecular function: sodium:potassium:chloride symporter activity. Gene Ontology annotation, biological process: potassium ion homeostasis; chloride transmembrane transport; sodium ion transmembrane transport. Lineage: Eukaryota; Metazoa; Hemichordata; Enteropneusta; Harrimaniidae. The record is from RefSeq and is a predicted model, not a curated record. Gene Ontology annotation, cellular component: membrane.
GACAUGGACACAAAAGCGGUACGAUUAGUGUCGCUUGUCGAGAUUGGAACUGAAUUUGAGCGAAAUUUGUCACCUGCCUCCACCAGAAAGAAUUCUGUCGACAAAAAACCGCUGGGACGAUUUCAUGUGGAGUUCGUCAGCGAGAAACCAGGAGACAAACCGCUUGCAAAGUUGGCCAAAUCAUUGCCCCGAACAUCGAAAACGUCCGUUUCGGAAAGUGAUGACGACUAUCCCGGCUCGCCGAGAACGCCGGCUUCGCCGCGAAACUGGAAUCUGGAAGAUUCGAUUCACAUGAGGACAUUUGGACAUAAUACUCAUGAAGCAGUACCAAGUUUAAGUCAUUAUAGAAAUAUUUUUUCAACGUCAGCAGCAGACGGUGUGAAAAGCCGGCCCACACUGCAAGAACUACACGAAGAGAAACAGGAACCUAAUGGAUUAGCAUUGAAAGAUGGAGUCACCAUUCCUGAGACAGAUUUACAGACACCCCAGGUUGUAUCAUCACCGCUUAGGUUUGGGUGGAUAAAAGGAGUUUUAGUACGAUGUCUUCUGAAUAUAUGGGGUGUUAUGUUGUUUUUACGUUUGUCCUGGGUUGUGGGACAGGCUGGAAUUGUUUUAUCUGUUCUAAUUAUUCUGUUAUCUGCUGUUGUCACCGUGUUAACUACGCUGUCCAUGUCUGCCAUAUGUACUAAUGGAGAAGUCAAAGGAGGUGGUGCUUAUUACAUGAUAUCUAGAAGUUUAGGACCAGAAUUUGGUGGUGCUAUCGGUUUAAUAUUUUCAAUGGCAAAUGCUGUUGCUAUAGCAAUGUAUGUUGUUGGCUUUGCUGAGACUGUGAAAGAUCUAUUGAAGGAGUAUGAUGCCCAAAUUGUUGAUGAUGUCAACGAUGUACGAAUCAUUGGAGUGAUCACAGUUAUAUUAAUAUUGGGCAUUGCAUUGGUUGGAAUGGCCUGGGAGGCUAGAGAUGCACAAAGUGCAAUUCCCAAAGGUACACUACUAUCCAUAUUAAUCAGUACUGCAGUAUACAUAGGAAUGGCUAUCAUGCUUGGUUCCUGCAUUGUGAGGGAAAGUACUGGUAUAAUUAGUGAUAUACCAGGUGGUAAUUUCACUAAGUUGUGUGAAUACCAGUCAUGUGAUUAUGGCCUACUUAAUGACAUGCAGGUUGUACAGACAGCCUCUGCAUGGGGACCAAUAAUUAUAGCGGGUAUAUUCUCUGCUACAUUGUCUUCUGCUUUGGCAAGUAUGGUUGGUGCUCCCAAAGUCUUUCAGGCCGUAUGUAAAGAUAAGAUAUUUCCAAAGAUAUACUACUUUGCUGAAGGUACAGGUGCAAAUAAUGAACCAAGAAGAGCCUAUAUCUUGACAUUCUUCAUUGCACUUUCAUUUAUUCUUAUAGGUGAAUUGAACGCUAUUGCUCCAAUUAUAUCAAACUUCUUCCUGAUGUCAUAUGCUUUGAUAAAUUUCUCCUGUUUCUUAGCUUCACUAACAAGACCACCAGGUUGGCGUCCGGCUUUUGUGUUUUACAACAUGUGGUUAGCGUUAGUAGCGUCACUUCUCUGUAUAGCCGUUAUGUUUAUGAUUAAUUGGUGGGCAGCGUUGAUCACUAAGACCAUUGUCAUAGGAUUGUAUCUGUAUGUGAACCACACUAAACCUGAAAUCAACUGGGGAUCAUCUACGCAGGCUUUUAUUUACACCCAGUCUUUGCAGUCCACACUGAAACUGAACAAUAUUCCAGAGCAUGUGAAAAAUUUCAGGCCACAGUGUCUUGUGUUGACUGGUGCGCCUAAUUGCAGGCCAGCACUGGUACAUUUUGUGUCGCAUCUUACUAAGAACACCAGUCUGAUGGUGUGUGGUCAUGUGUUGCAGGGCGAACAGAAAAACAACCUUCCUCAAUUGAUAUCAAACUACCAAAACCAGUGGUUGAAAAAGGAGCGAGUGAAGGCGUUUUAUUCACCAACAUGUGCUUCUAACUUAUUAGUAGGAGUCGAGUCACUCAUGCAGCUGUGUGGUCUAGGAAAGAUGAGAACCAAUACCUUGUUUCUUGGAUUUAAAAAUAACUGGUUAACUGAUGAUGCUGAAAAAGUUGAAGAAUAUGUCAAUAUCAUACAUUCUGCAUUUGAUUUAUAUUAUGCUGUGUGUAUCUUGAGAAUAAAAGAAGGUUUGGAUAUAUCAGCUGCUUUAGAAGAUAUUGACGGAUACAGUGCUGCAUGUGAAUCAACUGAAAGCAAAGCUAAAGUCCUUGAGGAGCUGUCUGAAAGUGACGAGGAUGAAGAAAUUGAUACAGAAUGUACAUCUCCGAAGUUGAAGAGUAAUGAUGAGGUGGCUGUUCCAAUGAUUGCGAGUAGUACACAGCUAGUGAAAGGCGAACAAAUACGUGACGUUAUAAAGACAUUGAAGAAAUUCCAAGAAAAACAAGGCAAAGGAACUAUUGAUGUUUGGUGGCUGUUUGAUGAUGGUGGCUUGACUUUACUCAUACCAUACUUAAUAUCCUUGAGAUCCCAAUGGGAUGGAUGUAAACUGCGGGUGUUCACCAGUGGUAAAAGAAAUCAGAUUGACAGGGAUAAAAUGAA